AUGCUUUACGGUAGAAAAUGUCGAACCCCGGUAUGCUGGGAAGAAGUAGGUCCUCGAGAGCUUGCUCACAAAGAUGUGAUUAAGGCCACGAACGAGAAAAUAGACAUGAUCCGAGCUCAUUUAAAAGCGGCACAAGACCGACAAAAGUCUUAUGCGGAUAAAAGACGAAGGCCAAUCGAGUUUCAAAUUGGUGAUAGAGUAAUGCUUAAGGUGUCUCCGUGGAAGGGAAUUAUCCGGUUUAGAAAAAGAGGAAAGCUAAGCCCACGAUUUAUUGGACCUUUUAAAAUCAUUGAUCGGUUGGGUAAGGUAGCUUACCGACUAGAACUGCCGGAAGAGUUGAGCAGGAUACACAACACGUUCCACGUUUCACAUCUGCGGAAGUGUUUAGCGGACGAGACGGCUUACGUGCCCCUCGAUAAUAUAUUGGUUGAUAAUAAACUUAACUAUAUAGCAAAGCCCAUUGCAAUUCUUGACCGUAAAGUCAAAGGCUUGAGAAACAAGGAAAUUGACCAAGUAAAGGUCAAGUGGGAGCAUCGGAAAGGAUCAGACACCACAUGGGAGUCCGAAGAGGAGAUGAGGCGACUCUACCUGUAA
Molecule: messenger RNA, 594 nt
Organism: Helianthus annuus (common sunflower)
Lineage: Eukaryota; Viridiplantae; Streptophyta; Magnoliopsida; Asterales; Asteraceae
Exons: 1
Coding region: 1-594 (197 amino acids)
Source: RefSeq, a predicted model, not a curated record